This is a messenger RNA of Papaver somniferum (opium poppy), 1947 nucleotides long. RefSeq names its product serine/threonine-protein kinase D6PK-like. The record is from RefSeq and is a predicted model, not a curated record. The transcript has 2 exons. Gene Ontology annotation, molecular function: protein serine/threonine kinase activity; ATP binding. Gene Ontology annotation, cellular component: plasma membrane; cytoplasm; nucleus. Gene Ontology annotation, biological process: protein phosphorylation. NCBI's taxonomy places the organism in Eukaryota, Viridiplantae, Streptophyta, Magnoliopsida, Ranunculales, Papaveraceae. Bases 168 to 1832 code for a protein of 554 amino acids.
AAUUUCAAAACAGCAAUUUUUAUCUCUCUUUGACCACCUCGACAUCUCAACCCUCCUCCUUACUAAAAUAAAAGUUCCUCUCUUUGGGACCUUUUAUCAAACACAUUUCUAUUUGAACAGUGAAAACUGAAAAAUAACAAACCCUUUUCUCUUCUCCAGAAAAAAAGAUGGCCGAUAGUGGUGGUGGUGGUGGUGGUAAUGAAGAUGCAGAUUCAGUCAUAGUAAGUAAAAGUGGUCCAUUAAGAUCAUCAAGUUUGAGUUCUAGUUUAGAAGAUCUUCUUACUUUUAAAACUAGUUUAAGCAGUUCUACUACUACUAACACUACUAAUUUUACUAAUACUAAUUCUUCUAGUAAUUUUAGUAUCAGUAGUUAUAAAACUAGUGAUGGGUGUUUUUUUGAUUCUGGGGGGAAGAAAUUUGAUGAAUCUGAGAUUGAAGAAAAUGCUAAUCAAAAUGGGGGGCAGCAGUUGUUUUUAGAUUACCAACAAGAAAGUGAAAAGAAUAGUUUGAUUUCUAGUAGUAGCUUCAGUAUUGAUGAUCAGAGGAACAAUUUUUGUCCUAGUAAGCCUCAUAAAGGUAAUGAUUUGAGAUGGGAUGCAAUACAAUGUGUAAAAUCUUCUUCUGGGGUUUUAGGGUUAAGUAAUUUUAGGCUUUUGAAGAAACUUGGUUGUGGGGAUAUUGGUAGUGUUUAUUUAGCAGAGUUAAGGGGUAUGGGUUGUUUAUUUGCUAUGAAAGUUAUGGAUAAAGGGUUAUUAGAAGGUAGGAAAAAGUUAUUGAGAGCUCAAACUGAGAAGGAAAUUUUAGGGUUGUUGGAUCAUCCAUUUCUUCCUACUCUUUAUUCACAUAUUGAGACGGAGAAAUUCUCUUGUUUGCUUAUGGAGUUUUGUAGUGGUGGGGAUUUACAUACGCUUCGGCAGAGACAGCCUGGGAAACAUUUUACGGAGCUCGCCGCAAGGUUUUAUGUUUCAGAAGUGCUUCUUGCUCUACAGUACCUACACAUGAUGGGUGUGGUGUACAGGGACUUAAAGCCUGAAAAUGUUCUGGUGAGGGAGGAUGGCCAUAUCAUGCUUACGGAUUUCGACUUAUCAUUGAGAUGUCUCGUGAACCCAACCCUCAUAAAGGCCGGUACAGAAUCAUCUAGAAGAAUCUCUGCCUAUUGUAUACAGCCAGCCUGCAUAGAUCCAUCAUGCAAACUGCCAGUUUGUGUGGAACCAGCUUGUUUGCAACCCUCAUGCUUAACGCCCCGAAUCUUCAAGUCAAAAUCAAAGAAAGGGAAGAAUAAGAAUGAAGGUACAAACAUGAACCACCAUAAUAUGGAUUCUCUUCCUGUUCUUAUUGCAGAACCAACCGAUGCCAGAUCAAUGUCAUUUGUGGGGACACAUGAGUAUUUAGCUCCUGAGAUCAUUAAAGGGAAUGGUCAUGGAAGUGCUGUAGAUUGGUGGACAUUCGGCAUUUUCCUAUAUGAAUUGGUUCACGGUAGAACACCAUUCAGAGGGAGUAGUAACCGUGAAACAUUGUUCAAUGUUGUCAGUCAUCCACUGAAAUUCCCAGAAGGAUCCAACAUCAGUUUUGCUGCUAAAGAUUUAAUUAGGGGUUUGCUUGUGAAGGACCCGCAACAUAGAUUAGGAUACAAAAGGGGUGCAACAGAGAUCAAACAGCAUCCUUUCUUCGAAAAUGUUAACUGGGCUCUUAUACGCAGUACUCAUCCUCCAGAAAUACCAAAACCAGUUGAACUGAGUUUUGUUGAUCAAAAAAUUAGGUCACCAACUGACACUGGAGCUGCUGAUUCAGAUAGUUCAUCAGGUCCUUACCUAGAUUUUGAGUUUUUCUAGAAAAUUUUGGCGAAAAAUGAGAUUAACUUUUUUCUUUUUAGUUUCUGUUGUUGUUGUUGAGUUAAUUAGGUUGACAGAGCUCUUGUAUAUUUAUUUCAUCAAUGAAAUCUUUUUG